AUUAAAUCGGCACCGGCAUCACAGUCACACUUCAUGCACUUCGCAGACGUUGCGAUGAAUUCAGUGCGCAAGGAAGAGUCGGGUCUAACUUGCCGGUCUGAGUGCCGUAAAAUGUCGUGAUUUCCUCAGUUGGCAGCGAGGGAUCGUACAGGAUAGACGCUUGGACGGCUAGCGGGAGGGAUGGAGUGGUUGAUGUCAAAAGCUGGCAGAGGGAAAGACAAGAAACCACAGCCAGCGACCACGCCCGAGGAGCCCAAGCUCUUUCUGGAGCCCAAGUAUCUAGGAGCGCAGAUCAUAGACUUCGACAUCCGGGAAGUUGUCCGGUUACCCAAGGGGCUCGAUCACAACGAGUGGCUGGGAUCCAAUACUCUAGAAUUGUUUAACAAUGUUAAUGUUCUAUAUGGAGUCACGUCGAGUGAAGCCUGCACAAAUGAUACAUGCCCUAGCAUGUCGGCACCGGGGAACACGCAAUACUUUUGGCACGAUGACAAGGGCAAGAAACUCAAGGUGACAGCGCCGCAGUACAUCAACUAUGCCAUGUCCUAUAUACAGAAACACAUAACCGAUGAAGCGGUUUUACCAACAAAAUAUGGUCACGUCUUCCCGGGUGAUUUUGAGCAGCUGGUGCAGCGGGUCCUGCGACUUCUCUUCCACAUCACGGCCCACAUCUACCAGGCGCACUUUGAACUCUUGGUGCACUUUGACCUCCACCGGCACCUCAACAGCCUCUUCUGCCAGAUGGUCCUCUUCUCGCAAGAGUUUCACGUCCUCGACGCCAAAGACUACGCCGUCUUAGACGACCUAAUAGAGGCCCUGGGAUUGAACAAUGUGAACUCGAAGACUGCGUCUAACAACGCUAGCGGAAGUGCGUAGCGACCGAGUGCAGUUCAUCUUGGGGUUGUUUUUGUUUUUCGUUUCAUAUAUAGCUCUGUCUGUAGGACACUGUUACGAGGAUUGAGACGUCUUGUUGGUUGGUACCUGGCUCCAAUGUGAACUCUUUAAGACUGCGUCUAACAACGUUAGUGGAGGUGCGUAGCGACUGCGUGCUAUGUCUGUGCUCCAAAUAUUGGAUUGUUUUCAUUCAUUUAUAGCUUAGUUGGUAGAACCUUCUGUUGGCACUUGAGACAUCUGGUGGGUUCUUAAAAGGCGCCACUUCAAUUUUUUUCUCUGGAUUCAUUGACUUACUAUGCCUGUAAGAAUUACUCUGCUCGCCAGAGCCAUGAGGUCUCUUGUGGGUUUAGGCCAAAUUGUUUCUCCGGAUUCAGUGGUUUGAGAUCCGUGCGUGAACAAGAGAGGGCGCUUUUUGAUCCACCUUUGAGAGCCCCGUGGACGGGACACACCCGUUCGCGGUUCGCGUACGUAUAGUGCAAAGUCAUGACUUGGUUUAUUCCAAAUGUUUAGCCAUCAUGUCUUUGCGUGAGCGUCAGGUGUUGUCGGCAAUGCAUUCGAGUGUCUCUCCCAGUGGUCUUCCCAAACUCUCCCUUUCUUGCCAUCGAGGGGGUACUUGUGCACGGAGCGUCAUUGGCAAGACAUUCGAGUGUCUCUCCCAGUGGUCUCCCCCGACUCUCCCUUUCUUGCCGUUGAGGGGGUACUUGUGCGCAGAGCCCAUAGACUCCGUGCAGAAAUAUGUGGCCUGUUGUAGUCGGCCUCUCAUGAAAGACAUGGUUCAGGCACUUGCUUCCUGUAUGUCUGGCACAAAGUGCGUAUGACUAAUCUACAUCUAAAUGUGCAGCAACCUGUCUUCACGUCGGCGCUAGUGGUUGCAGCGGCGUUCAAUGGUCUGUCAUAAAUCUCCUCACCAUUGAGGCGAGAGUCCAUACAUACAGUUGAGCAUCUCUCCCCCAAAUCACCACCCAUCUACUCAAGCUUGGCAUCAAGUGGACUUUAACUGGAGUGAGCUGCGAAGAGAAACAUCUUGGAGAUUAUGAGUUCAACUCGACCAAUACAUGUGUACAAUCUCAUCAAAUUGGCAUUAUGAUUUCAACUCAACAAAUAUAUGUGUACAAUCUCAUCAAAUUGGCAACCAAAUGGCAACCAAUGGAAGCUCAACUGGUGUUGCCGGGGUGCAUUCCAUUUACGCAAACAGCACAGACCGUUAAUACCAACAGUUUCCCAUUGGCUAUGCACACAUUUGUGUGAGUGGAACGCUGUGUGAUAAACAGCAAGAGCAUCUAAGACGUUGGUGGGAUUAUAUUUUCUGCAAUAAAUGGCCCUCUCAUCCUUCAGCGACUACGUUACCACAGCAGGGAAGCCACAUUAGUGUACAGCUGGUAGUUGUUAGUGCAUAAAUCAGGUGCAGAAGUUGUGGUAAUCGUGUAGUUUAGGAACCCAUUCCCAUUUGAGAGAAUGGAAAGAAACUUUUAUGUUUUGGGACUUAAUACCUGAACAUUUGGCGAUGAUACAAGCAGGACAAGUCACUUUAUGUGUUUGGAAUUAUCUAAAUAGUUCUCUAAGAUACCAUGUUGAACAUCAGCUAGCUUAAUUUUGUGGAAAGAGGGCAGGGUUUUGAUUCAUAAAUGGAACUUGUAAAAUAUUAGAGGUGUCCUAAACAACACGAUUACCAAAGUUAUCAUGCUUGGCCACGCAUUAGUUGAUUGUUUUUGCUGCAGCGUUGUACUUAAGAAAAAGAAAAAAUCUAUCUGCUCGAUGCAUAGUUGUAGAGGGCGCCAAACUAGGGCGACAAAAACCAGAUGGCCGCUUUCACCAUUGCUCUAAAGAGUUAGUUGCCAUAUAGCAAGUUUGAGAUAAAACCAUAGAGCUAUAUUAAAUUACUAGAGCGCUACCUCGAUGUACAAAGUAAUGCCUGAUGGGCGCAUCCGUGUUUGUGCACAAAC
Molecule: messenger RNA, 2834 nt
Organism: Patiria miniata (bat star)
Lineage: Eukaryota; Metazoa; Echinodermata; Asteroidea; Valvatida; Asterinidae
Gene: mob2
Product: MOB kinase activator 2-like
Exons: 5
Coding region: 181-873 (230 amino acids)
Biological process (GO): signal transduction; positive regulation of protein phosphorylation
Cellular component (GO): nucleus; cytoplasm
Molecular function (GO): protein kinase activator activity
Source: RefSeq, a predicted model, not a curated record